AAGCAAUGUGCUUGAGACUGCUGUUAACAGCUGUGCAAUGGAGAAUAUAACUAACAGUCAACCUGCUGUUGUUUGUUAGUACGCGUAUAAUUUUCACGAUCGCAAUUACUGAAUGCUAAGUAAUCCUUUCUCCUGCUCUUCUCUCAGGUAUUCAUUGGGAUGAAAUGAAUAUUUUUAUGACACAUCAUCCCCCAGAUAAAGACUAUGGCCAUAUGAAGAUCAAUGAGCCUCCAACACCAUACAGCAAGUGGAAAGAUCCAGGUGAUGAUGAAGGUGAAGGGACCGCAGAUCCCUUUUCUGACGAUGAAGCUGAUCCACAAAAGUUAGAUCCAGAAAACUUACAUGAUAGGAUCAAAGAUGCUCCAAAGAGAGGCUCUUGGGAUGAAAAUGCUGAAAAUGAUGAUGAUGAUGAUGAUGAAAUUGAUGAGGAUUUAACAGAAAGUCAAAAAGAACAUAAAAAAGCCUUCAAAGAUAAGAGAAGGGUACACUACAAUGAAUAUUCCAAAGUUAAACUUGCAAGGAAACUUAUAGAGCAAGAGUUAAAAGAUCUAGAAGAUGACAAUGAUGAGUCACUAGACACAGCUAAAGAAGGAUCAAGUUCAACAGAUGCUGGUGCAGCUGAUACUCAGAUGGAUGAGACAUAAAAACCAUAGUCUUGUAGUAAUACUCUUGUAAUAUUGAACAACAAGCAAGAAAAUGUCGAAAGAUUGUAACCCAAACUGAAAAGAUUAUAUAAAAAAAUAUCUGAUAGUAGGUAUAUCACAGCUUAAUUUACAGAACAGCCUAAUAUUCCAUGUUAGUAAGCAUCAUGGUAGAAAUAGGAAAAACUCGAGACAAGAAUAAUUUGUAACUGUUUAAUGCACAUUUUACCUGUUACAUAAAGUUAUAAGUUAUUGCCCAUAUAGUAAAUAGCUGUUUAUUAGCCGGCAUAGUUGAACUUAGUGUUAGAGAUAAAGUUACUCUCACUUGAACCAGAAAUCAUGUCACGGAUUUCACUGACUGUUUUUCUCUCUUUAACCCUUGAAACUCCCAAGAUCUGAUUUAUAAUUCUCCCCUGUACCUGCUUUACAUUUCCUUUUAGAUGAGUAACAAGAAUUGGGUGUUAGAUCAAGGUGACUGCUUCUACCUGAUAAGUCUGGGUAUUCUCAUUACCUGUGUACUGGACAAUGUAAUGUUAUUACAUAGGGAGAAGUUGCAUGCCCAUCAGUUCUGGGAGUUUAAAGGUGAACCUUUUACUUGCAUUCUCACCAAGUGAACUACUCUUAUGACUUACAAAUGGAAAUCUUUUAAUCCUGCUUUUUUGUGAUUCCCUCAAAUACAAAACUAAGUUUUCAGUAUAAGAUUAAAAUGCAUGAAGAUCUUAAAGUUUAUUUUCCUAAUACUCUCCUCGGAAAGUCAUUCUUGAGAAUUUGUUGUAUUAACCGGAGAAAUUAUGCGCACAAAAAGUAGAGUUGUUUUCAGAAUUAUAGAUUAUUAAUAAACUUAUUUCAUUGAGA
Molecule: messenger RNA, 1496 nt
Organism: Stylophora pistillata
Lineage: Eukaryota; Metazoa; Cnidaria; Anthozoa; Scleractinia; Pocilloporidae
Product: protein phosphatase inhibitor 2
Biological process (GO): regulation of signal transduction
Molecular function (GO): protein phosphatase inhibitor activity
Source: RefSeq, a predicted model, not a curated record